AUCGUUGAUAAGAAAUCGUCAAUGGAUUAACUAGAAUACGUGAUAUUGUUCUCAAUCGAAAAUUUUACUUAUCAUUUCGCAAUAAUAUCACGUGAUUUAAUAAUAAUAAAGAAAAUUGUUGAUAGCAUCCAAUAGCGUCAGUUGUGCAAGAGACUACAGCUGUUUGUAAUAUGUUUAUAUAUUUAUAAUUAUAUAAAAAACAAUGAUAUGUCAUUUAUAUAUCCAACUUUGGUUUAAAAUAUAUAAGAGCAAUAAAAAUUUAUCACAAUGAUAUCAAUAUUUUACGAAAAAAUAGUUGGCGGAUCACAACAAGAAUCAAAUCCUAAAAAAAUUUUGUGCGUAGGACUUGUUUGUCUUGAUAUUGUACAAACGUGUAAAAAUUUUCCAUUAGAAGAUACCGAUACCAGAUGCGUUGAGUAUAGAUGGCAACGAGGUGGUAAUGCAUCAAAUAAUUGUACAGUAUUAUCACGACUUGGUAGUAAAUGUGAAUUUUUUGGUACCCUUGGUGCUGAACAUCAUUUAAAAUUUUUAAAAGACGAUAUGAUUAAAUACAGUAUUGAUUUUGAUCAUUGUCCAAUUAUUGAGCGAAUUGGCUGUCCGAUUUCAACAGUUAUAUUGAGUUUACAAACUGGAUCUCGGACUAUUUUACACCAUAAUCCAAAUUUACCAGAGCUUACUAUUGAAGAUUUUGAAAAAUUAAAUUUAGAUAAUUACAGUUGGAUACAUUUUGAAGGCAGAAAUAUUCCACGUGUAUUGGGAAUGAUGCAGCUUAUUGAAAAUUAUAAUAAAAAAUUAAAAUUAAUAAAAUCUAAAAAUUUAUUGUCAAUAACAGUAAGCGUUGAAUUGGAAAAAAAUAAUGUAGAAUUAUUAGAUUUGUUAGCGUAUGCAGAUGUUGCAUUUAUCUCUAAAGAUUUUGCUUGUAGUCGGGGAUACAGUAAUAUGACUGAGACUAUUAAAAAUAUUGCACGUGAUGUUAAAUCAGGAGCAACAAUAAUAUGUGCAUGGGGUGACAGAGGAGCAAUGGCACGAUCACCAGAUGGUACAAUAGUGCAAUCACCAGCAUUCCCUCCUACGCAAAUAGUUGAUUCAUUGGGUGCUGGAGACACAUUUACAGCAGCUGUAUUACAUUAUUUGAAUCAUGUUAAAUUACAACACAGUCAAUUUAAAGUAAACAAUACUGAUUAUGAAAAAAGUAAAAACGAAAAACCCAAUCAAGACAAUACUUGCUCACAAACAUCUCAUUUAUCGGAUUAUAAAAAUAUAACACUUAAUCGUAAUAUCGAGAGCUCGGAAUACAGCAAUACUGAAUUUAUCAAUAAAACUAUUUUACAAUCAGCUAUUGCCUUCGCCUGCCGUAUUGCUGGUAAUAAAAUUGGAUUCAAAGGUUACGAUGAUCUACAGCUUAGUCCAAUUCAUUUUUAAUAUAAUUAUACAGAUUUAUUUUUUUAUUCAAUAAAAAUUUUACAUGUAUAUUAUA
This is a messenger RNA of Microplitis demolitor, 1477 nucleotides long. RefSeq names its product ketohexokinase-like. The record is from RefSeq and is a predicted model, not a curated record. Gene Ontology annotation, biological process: fructose metabolic process. NCBI's taxonomy places the organism in Eukaryota, Metazoa, Arthropoda, Insecta, Hymenoptera, Braconidae. The transcript has 5 exons. Gene Ontology annotation, molecular function: ketohexokinase activity. The coding region runs from base 268 to 1422 and encodes 384 amino acids.